GAAGAGGGGGGGCGGGCCGAGGCGAAGCGAAACGAAACGAAGAAGUUUGCUUUUGGAAUUUAUUAUCUAGAGAGAGAGAGAGAGAGAGAGAGAGAACGAUGGGAUCCGAACUCCGAAGCCCUAUAAAAAUGGCGAAAUGAAAUGUUACCUUCUCUCCCUCUCCUUCUCUGCGUCUUUUCCUUCUAUUUCCUUGUUUCAAGUGAGAUAAAAAGAACGAACUCUUUAUGAGCACAGCUUCGGUUUUAUAUUCUGAGAUUUACUGAAACUGGAAAGACCUGCGUUUCUCACGUGGUUCAGAUCAACAAAUUAGCGGAUCUGGGUUGAAGCUGCAGAGAGAAGUAAAGAAAAAGAAAAAGAUAAACCAUGCAACCUUGCAGCAGAGAAAUGCAAGGGAUGGCUUCCAUAACGGCAUGCUUGAACUCUUCUCAAAUCCCAGUUCAAGGGCUUCAGAAUGGUCAACAGCAGCAGAUCCCUAACCCUCAGAUGCAUCAGGUCCAGGGCUCUCACUAUGAUCAACCUUCUCAGGACGAUUUCCUCGAGCAAAUGCUGUCUAAUAUCCCUUCCUGGCCUGAACUCCCUGGGAAUAAAUCCCCUUGGGAACUUAACCCCCAAAACCCUAGCGCCACCGCCUCUGCCACCACCAACGGUGGCAACCAGAAGCUCUUCAACAUCAACAAGCCAUCAGAGGACCAAUCAGGUUCACAAACCGAAAAUCUUCACUACCCUUUCGACGAGUCGACUCUGCUGGCAUCUCGAUUGAGGCAGCAUCAGAUAAGCGGGAAUUCUUCUACUGGAAAAUCGAUGAUGCUUCAGCAACAUCUGCUGCUCUCAAGAGGCGUAGGUGGUGGUGGUAUAGCGAGUUCGCCAACCGCAGCUCAAGGCGGCGAGCAUGGUCUUCUUCCGCUUCCAUUAACCCUAGGCAGUGCUGAUUCUUCAGAUUCUCGACUCCUUGUUGAUCGAUCUCGCAACGAUGUCGACUUCAAAUCUCCCACUGGACAGGGUUCGGUUCAAGGUCUUUACAAUGGCUUCACCGGAUCACUGGCUCGGACGGUUCAAACAGCGAACCAACAACAUUUCCACCACCCUCAGAGUGGUUCCAUUUCGAACCAAAGUUUCGGUGCUCCGUCUACUGGGAUGAACCAAGCAGCUCCGGCAUCAGGGGGCCAGGCUCAACCGAGGCAGAGGGUCAGGGCCAGGAGAGGUCAGGCCACUGAUCCUCAUAGCAUCGCUGAAAGAUUGCGAAGGGAAAGAAUCGCAGAAAGAAUGAAGGCUCUGCAAGAACUUGUACCUAAUGCCAACAAGACCGACAAGGCUUCCAUGCUGGACGAGAUCAUCGACUAUGUCAAAUUCCUGCAACUACAAGUCAAGGUUCUCAGCAUGAGCAGAUUGGGCGGUGCAGCUGCUGUUGCUCCCCUUGUGGUCGAUAUGUCCUCAGAUACCACUGGAGGAGGAGCUGGUGGCGGACUUGGACGGAGCGGUAACGGUAACCAAACGGCGCCAUCAAACGACAGCAUAUCUGUAACGGAGCACCAGGUGGCUAAACUGAUGGAGGAAGACAUGGGGUCCGCAAUGCAAUACCUCCAAGGAAAGGGUCUCUGCCUUAUGCCCAUUUCUCUCGCUACAGCCAUCUCCACUGCCAAUUGUCACUCUAGAAACCCUCCAAGUGGCUCAUCCACUCCACUCCCCCAUCACAACCCUAACCCCAACCCCAAUUGCAGUAGUAACAAUCCUCUACUGUCCUCUAAUGCUGACGGCCCUCCCUCACCGAACAUGUCGGUGUUGACUGUUCAGUCAGCCAGCAUGGGUAACGGCGGCGUUGACACGUCCGUCAAAGACUCCAUGUCUGUGUCCAAGCCGUGACGGAAAGAUAUGAAGGAUGGAACCCCAAUAACUGGUGGACUGCUACUACUACUACAAUUUCUCCUUUGGGAGAGACGCCAAGGCAGUCAAGUCUAGGGGAAUAAGGAGGUCUUCCCAUCUCUGUGUUUGACGCCAUAUUUGCUUAGACUUGGCUAGAGCUAACUACACCACCACCAUCAGCAGCCGCCGCCGCCAACAGCCGAACCGAAACUAGCAUCUUUUUCCCUUAUAAUUUUAAUAUCGUUUUUGCUUUUCUUAUCAUUCUCGAUAGUAGGUCUCUCUCUCUCUUGUUCAUUGAUUUCCUUUUUCAUUUUAGUUGGUAACCGUAACCUUUGAAAUUUGAUGGGAGCGGUGGUUCUCAGC
Molecule: messenger RNA, 2223 nt
Organism: Macadamia integrifolia
Lineage: Eukaryota; Viridiplantae; Streptophyta; Magnoliopsida; Proteales; Proteaceae
Product: bHLH transcription factor RHL1-like
Exons: 8
Coding region: 364-1860 (498 amino acids)
Biological process (GO): regulation of transcription by RNA polymerase II
Cellular component (GO): nucleus
Molecular function (GO): DNA-binding transcription factor activity, RNA polymerase II-specific; protein dimerization activity; RNA polymerase II cis-regulatory region sequence-specific DNA binding
Source: RefSeq, a predicted model, not a curated record